Rhineura floridana is the source of this 1371-nucleotide messenger RNA. RefSeq names its product olfactory receptor 5AP2-like. NCBI's taxonomy places the organism in Eukaryota, Metazoa, Chordata, Lepidosauria, Squamata, Rhineuridae. The coding region runs from base 252 to 1193 and encodes 313 amino acids. Gene Ontology annotation, biological process: G protein-coupled receptor signaling pathway. The record is from RefSeq and is a predicted model, not a curated record. The transcript is spliced from 3 exons. Gene Ontology annotation, molecular function: olfactory receptor activity; G protein-coupled receptor activity. Gene Ontology annotation, cellular component: membrane.
UAACUUCCUGUGACUUACGGGACUGGGGCAUAAGAUUGACAAGGAGAAUUUAUAUCAAAGAGUAAUCACUCUGGAGGUUUUUUUUUUACGUUAAGAGGAUCUCUUGUAACAUGCAGAUGUUUGCUGAGCUUGGAAUGAAGGCUUCAAGGAAUAAAUGCUUGCUCAUGUACAAGUUAUCCUACUGAGAGCUUGGAUGGGACUCCAGAAUGGAUUAGUAUCUGCAAUGAAACAAAAAAGGCAACAUUGAACAGAUGGAAUUGCUCCCUCAGACGAUCCAGAAUGGAACAGCUGUUACUGAAUUUAUCCUCCUAGGACUCACCAGCAACCCUGAAGCCCAACUCAUUCUCUUUGGGCUCUUUCUUGUCAUUUACUUGAUAGCCCUAAUUGGGAACAUUCUUAUUCUUCUCAUCAUCACCUUAGACAACAGACUUCACAAUCCCAUGUAUUUCUUCCUGGGCAAUCUUGCUGUGGUGGAUAUUGUGUUCACAACGUCCACGGUCCCCAAGAUGCUCAUGAAUUACCUCUCCCAGGACAAAAGAAUCUCCUUAGCUGGCUGCUUCUCUCAGUUGUAUUUCUUCAUCGGCUUUGGUGGCAUUGAGUGCCUUCUGCUGGGUGCCAUGGCAUAUGACCGGUAUGCAGCCAUUUGCCACCCAUUGCACUAUAGUGUGCUCAUGAGCCAAAAAGUGUGUGCCUCCCUUGCAGCAGCUGCUUGGAUUCUUGGUUUGUCUGACUCAGGUGUGCAUGCUGGCCUGAUGUCCCGUUUGUCCUUCUGCCAGGACAAUGUCAUCCAACACUUUUUCUGUGACAUCCCACCCCUAAUCCAGCUCUCCUGUUCUGACACUCAGGUCAAUCAAAUUGCUACCAUUGUGGUGGGUGGAAGUGUGAUCAUGGGUUCAUUCUUGGUUACUCUUGUGUCUUAUGUCUACAUAGUCCUGGCCAUUAUCAGGAUUCGCACCAAGGAAGGGCGUCUCAAGGCAUUUUCCACCUGCGCUUCACACUUGACUGUAGUCAACAUUUACUUUGGCACCAUCAUCUUCACAUACAUACGUCCCAACUCCACUUACUCCCAAAAGCAGGACCGGGCCUUGCCUGUGCUCUAUGGGAUCCUCACACCAAUGCUUAAUCCAAUCAUCUACAGCUUGAGGAAUAAGGAUGUGCAAGAAGCACUCCGGAAAGUCUUGCGAAGGACUUAACACAGGAUGAAGCACUGAGUUCUCAUGACCCAAAUAACUGUCUGUGCCUUUCUUUAUAUGGGCAUUCUUCAUUCUUCAUGACAUCAAAUGGUAACCAUUGUUUUGCUUGGAAAGCCAAUGACUGGGCACAUUAAAGUAUUAAACAAUAUCUACAAUGCUAAUGUUGUCAUUUACUAGC